CGACAACAUCAAGAACUACCAGUACACUCCAACCAUGGUCUCCUUGACGCGUGUCCAUCUCACUUCUGCUGCUAUCGCCCUCGUGGCUCUACAGCUCAGUCUGGCAACGGGCUCUCCACUGCAUGAAGACCCCACCACCAUUUGUGACUCGUACGACCUCGGCAACAAGAAUUUUCCUGGUCGUGGGAGCGAGAUUGAAGAGGACAGCAAUUGUGUUGUCAUCAAGCAAGGAAAACUGGCGAAAGCAACGAGUCGCAAGCUAGAGACCGCGUUAGACCGCGAUAUCAAAAAAAACUGGAAGACUUCUUCGGCACUAAAAUGGAGACGACGCUGAAAAACUUGCCCACCUCAGCUACGUACACCCCGUCUCCGUGGAACAGCCUGCUCUGGUUCACCGUUAACGAUAGUAUUAACUAUCAGUGGGACAGAGGCCAGCCCAGUGCUACCGAGAAGUAUGCGACGGCCUUCGGUUUCGACGUGAAAACUCUCAUGGACAGCGUGUCGGCCAGCAGUGGCGUUGACUCCAUGAACUACAGCAUUGCGUGCACCUCGGACAGCGAGUGCGACACUCCAUGGGAAUAUUGCGGCAUUCGUGCGGAGGCGAGCUCGGGCUAUUGCAUCCCGGCGUGGCUCGCCUUGGCCCAUGCGUGGGCACCAGCCUCCAUCCUAGAGAAGGAACCCAAAUGCCCUGUGACGUUCAAUGGUGUGACGUUCAAACCCUUGGACAUUAAAGCACUAUUGACGGGAAUCUACGAUACAGCUAAUAUUUCCACCGUAUUCACAGGCGUUCGCUACAACGGGGGGAACUUCACCAUUGACAAGUAUGGUCGGAAUGAAGACCCCGCGUACCGUGACUUGAACCCCGGGUUUUUCCACAUCGCCGCUGCCAACAUGCUUGGUAAACACAAAUCCACUUUCAUCAUCGACAGAUACGCUAGUUACGAGGUGUGGACCCAGCCCGUUGACGGCUUCAAGGUGCAUGACCAGAAGGUCAUGACUCCGGAGGAGGCUGCACAGACCUUCUAUGGUCUCAAGGCGUACCCUUGGAACGAGGCCGCCAAGAGCAUUGUGCAUGUGAAAUCACGUUUGUCGUGGAGCAAUGCGACGUUUGCUGGUCGCGAAGCGGAAGUUGACGAACAGACUGGAACCGGGAAGGACUACGAGUACCUUUUGGAAAUGGACGGCGUCGACCAGAUCAUUGGUGGUGAAUGGCUGAACAAGUCGAACGACGACCACCCGGAUUUCCUUUGGUUCCCAGAAGGCAAACCUGCCGCCGACACGGUAACGGACACCGGCUUGAGCUACGCCAACGUGACGAUGUUGUUGGAGAAGUCUGUUGCAUGCACCAACGCGACGGUGCUGGUUAAGUCGCUUGCGUGCUCUUAUUAGACCGCUGAGAAGGCGUUGACGGUAGGCUGUGCUGAAAGGGAUGCGUGCACUUUAAGGAGUUAUCUUUUUCAGUGGACCAAUGAAGCUUCGACUAGUACUCGAGUUGAUGCAAAUAUGGCAUAGGCGGUGCCAUUCUUUUGUUUUUAUUUGAAGUGUCAAUGUCGUCUGAGGGACUUGGCGUGGAGAAGCCUGAUUGGUGUGCUCACAAAACUCCACCACCACCUCCUGGAGAUUUACGUGCUCCAAUUGGCGAGUGAAUUCUCAAGAUCCCGAAGCAAUUCACAUGGUUAGCGAUAAGAAGAACCGCAGGUCCUUUUGCGCCAAAGCUACAUGUAAAUUACUCUUACUUCAAUAUGUAUCCAUGUGACGUCUCUGCCAAUCAUCUAGCAAACCCC
Phytophthora nicotianae INRA-310 is the source of this 1784-nucleotide messenger RNA. RefSeq lists its product as hypothetical. Lineage: Eukaryota; Oomycota; Peronosporomycetes; Peronosporales; Peronosporaceae. The transcript has a single exon. The coding region runs from base 319 to 1389 and encodes 356 amino acids. Gene Ontology annotation, molecular function: aminoacyltransferase activity. The record is from RefSeq and is a predicted model, not a curated record.